GCGAGCGGCAAAUUGAUCUUGCCUAGCGUUACAUGGAAGUGAGCAGACAGUCGAUGGCGGGGUCCGGCGUUACGAGGUACUUUGCGCCGAAAGCAAGCAGCGAGAACCAUGCAGAUACCAAUGGUAAUAGUGAUGGCUUCAUGACCGAGUCACGGAAUGGACACCGGAGGAGGUCGUCAAAGGGCAGCAACCAAGCCGAGCACGACAGUCCAGUGCGGUCAGUUCCUCUGGGAAGUCCGCACGACAACCAUAAUGCAUCCCAGGCCAAGCGCAACACCCAAAGCCACAUCUACGACCCAACGACUUCGUCAACUGGCGUGGUGCCAUCCAUGCAAAAGUGGAAAAUGAGCUCGUCGUCGCGGCACACAGACACGAGCAGCGAUGAACUGGCCAACGACAACGACGCCGACAACUAUUUCAAUAUGGACCAGCAGUUUCAGGUGAAGUUGUUGUAUUGCCGCACACCCGAAGACAAGGUUCGCGUGUACAAGGAGCACGUGUGUGCGCUCUUGCAUGAGCUCGUGAUGAUCGAGACACACUCGGAAGAGCUCGAGUACGAGCUAAAGCUCAAAAUCGAAGCCAUCCAGCAGCUUCGUCAGAAAGUCGAUAGCUUGACCGCGCCAGAGGCAUUCCACACGCUCCGGGAAUUCGAAGACAGCGCCGACUUCACAGACAAGACCCGCGUGUCCCAAGGGGAAUCGCACGCAUUAUGCCGAAAACUCGAGGCGGAAGUGCGCAUCUUUCGGGAGCGCGCGACGGCGUCCGAAGCCACCGAGGCCAAGCUGCGCCAUCAAUUGGCCGCCAAGGAAGCCGACCUGGCCCACCUGUCUGAGGCCCAUCGCCAGCUCCAAGCCGAUUUACGCAACGAAGCGAAACGGCGCGACGAGUCGGACAAGAAGGCGGUGGUGUUGCGGGACAAGCUCGACGCGCUGCGCAGGUCGCCGUCGCUCCAAUCGAGUCUGGACGACGCCCUGUCUCAAUCUGCUCGGUUUGAAUCGAUGGCCGAGACGCAGCAAGGCGUGAUACGUGCCCACGAAGCCACGAUCGCCGCGCUGACCCGACAAGUCCAAGGCCACGAACUCACGAUCGAAGCAUCAGACGACCAUCUUCGAGCGGCGUUGAGGGCCAAGGACGCCGAGGUGCAGGCCGUGACGCAAGGAUGCCGCGACGAGCUCGAGGCCAUGGCAGUCAAGUUCAAGCAGUGCGAACUCGUGCGACGAACUCUGCACAACCAAGUGAUGGAACUCAAGGGCAACAUCCGAGUGUUUUGCCGCGUUCGGCCGCAUUUGGCUGCCGAGCGAUCAUCAUCGUUUGGACGACAUGUGGCAGACGAGGUGUAUUUGUUUCCAGAUUACGACAAGGACAAGCGACGCGUGGUACUCGUGGCGGACGCCAAGACACACACUAGCUAUGCACAACACCACCAUAGCUGCAGCACCAGCAGCAGUAGCAACGACAGCAAAAAGUGGGCAUUUGAAUUCGACCAAGUGUUCAACUGCAAUGCCACACAGCACGACAUGUUUCAAGAAGUGGCGGCGCUGGUCCAGUCGGCCGUGGACGGGUACAACGUGUCGAUCCUUGCCUACGGCCAGACGGGGUCGGGCAAAACGUACACGAUGCAAGGCGACGAACAAGCGCUGGCCGAGCACAGUCCAAACCAGUGGGCGCGUAUUCCGGAUUUGGGCAUUGUGGGGCGCGCCAUGGCACAUUUGUUUGCCACGUGCGCCAAGCAGCGCGACCACCACGGAUGGGAGUUUACCAUUUCGUUUGAAAUGUACGAGAUCUACAACGACACGAUCCGAGACCUCAUGGCGGUGCCGCCGUCCAAUCUGGCGGCGAGUGGCGGGCACGACGUGACGCACGUGGCCCAGUUGGAUGCCGACGGCCGCGUGCACGUAUCCAAUCUGACCGUGACGACUGUGCGCGACGAAGUGCAUGCGAUGCAGUUGCUCAAGCAAGCCACGAGUCGACGCUCCGUCAAGAAAACGAAUCGCAAUGACGUGUCAUCCCGAAGUCACUGCAUCACUACGCUCAAACUCACGGGGGUGCAUCCACAGUCCGAGUCGGUGCGACAGGGUGCCGUGUACUUGGUGGAUUUGGCGGGAUCCGAGCGGUUAAAGUCGUCGGGCAGUGGCAACGACCCCGUGAUGCUCAAGGAAGCGCAAAACAUCAACAAGAGCUUGGCAUGCCUGGGCAAUGUCAUCUCGGCCAUCGCGUCCAAGAAGGCGCACGUUCCGUUUCGCGACUCCAAGCUCACGUAUGUAUUGCAAAACACGCUUGGCCAAGACAGCAAGACGCUCAUGAUCUGCACCUUGUCCCCUCUCGAAGAACACCGCGACGAGAGCUUGAAUACGCUUCGAUUUGCCAAGAAAGUCAACACGUGCGAGCUGGCCGCUUCGAAAUGAGUCGCAUGUCGAGUGUAGGUAGUAGUUAGUUGUAUCAAUAGCCAACAAACGAUAGCCCAAGUAAUUUACCACCCCUUUAACUGGUUG
Aphanomyces astaci is the source of this 2492-nucleotide messenger RNA. RefSeq lists its product as hypothetical. Gene Ontology annotation, molecular function: microtubule motor activity; ATP binding; microtubule binding. The transcript is spliced from 10 exons. Gene Ontology annotation, biological process: microtubule-based movement. The record is from RefSeq and is a predicted model, not a curated record. Lineage: Eukaryota; Oomycota; Saprolegniomycetes; Saprolegniales; Verrucalvaceae. Bases 33 to 2405 code for a protein of 790 amino acids.